This is a messenger RNA of Patiria miniata (bat star), 527 nucleotides long. RefSeq lists its product as uncharacterized. The transcript has 7 exons. Gene Ontology annotation, molecular function: protein binding. NCBI's taxonomy places the organism in Eukaryota, Metazoa, Echinodermata, Asteroidea, Valvatida, Asterinidae. Bases 27 to 527 code for a protein of 166 amino acids. The record is from RefSeq and is a predicted model, not a curated record.
UCCAGAAUCUUCAAGUUGCAGCAGCCAUGGCAACCAUGCCAAUCAUGUUUGCUGGAGCUACAUGUAUACUGGCCCUCACUUUAGUUCGUGGUCUUGAUGCAGCUUGCAGCUCGUCUACAGGCAAAAGAGAAUGUGAUGGAGACGGAACUGAGACUCUCUGUUGGACAGGCCUAGGCCCCGAGUGUUACUGUCCUAGAGGAACAUACAAGAGCCCGACGAACACCAAAUCACCCUGCACGCCCUGCCCUGAUGGGACGUUUGCACCCCACAUGAAUCGAUGCGAGGAAUGUUGUAACAUUACAACAUGUGAGUCCAAUGAAGAGGUUAUCACACCUGCCUCAGGAAAGUCAGACCAGGUUUGUGGCUGCCGGGCAUGGCCAAUCCCACGUGAAGUUUGUGAGCAGUCCAACUGCACCGACUUGAGUUGCCCAGCCGAUACAGAGGAGAAUAAAUCAGCUGAAGAGCCAGCUUGCCCAUUUCCUGAAAUACAACAUGAGUGUUACCCUGGUUAUCGAACCUUGAUUUAA